GUAUUCACAUAUAUUUUGCGUCGCACAUACUGAGGUUUAUUAAUAUUGAAUUCCAUAGAAUCCUAUAUAAACUCCUCUUGAAAAUAAAGUUCUGCUAAAAGUGUUCAUGUUACGAUGAGAGGAGCACGUUCAUUGAUUUUGACUGUUUUUGUGCUAAGCUGUACUGCUUUUCGCAGUCAAGCUGAUGAAGCUUGUGAUAAAUCACAAUGUCGAGGACCAAUACGCUAUUAUGAAGAAUUAAAGUGUAAACCAGUUUAUAGAACACCCGAAAGUUGUUGUCCUUAUAAAUAUAAUUGUGAUCAUUUAAAAGAAAGAUUACCCAACAAGUGUUACAUUGGAGAUCAUGAAUAUGACAUUGAUGAACCUCUGCGAAAGGAAGAUGCACAACCUUGUGACAAGGGAUGUGUUUGUAAGCAGUUUGAAGGAGAAAGAGCUCGAUUCGUUUGUGCCAUUGUUGACUGCUUCCAUGGAAAACUCGAACCUUCACCUUCUUGUACUCCUUACUUACGUCGAAAAGCUACAGAUUGUUGUCCACAUAUAAUUUGUCUUAAAGAUGGUGAAGUAAGACCUACAUGUCUUGUUGAUGGAAAAGUGUAUGAAGAUGGAGAAAUGUUUACUCCAGAAGCAGAACCAAAUAAAAUUUGCUACUGUGGACCAGGAUAUCAAGGAGAAAACGUUGAGCCAUUCUGCAGGAUAAAUAGACACUCUUGUAACAUUGAACUUCGUCAUUCAUACGAUGAUAAAUGUAUUCCAACUUAUUAUGCUUCUCAAUCACCACAAACUGACUGCAAUGUUGCUAGUCGAUGUCAAAAUGAGAAAGAUAGUGUCAUUGAGAAGUUCAGGGCAGUUGAUAAUCCCGACGUAACAGAUGAUAUGGUUUGCAAAUUCGGUGAUUUAACAAUGAAAUAUGGAGAUGAACUUGUUCAAGCUACAAAUUAUGAUUCUGUUUGUAUGAACUGUACCUGUGAAGUUGGACCUAUUCCUACGUGCCAACGAUUACCUGAUGAAAUUUGUGAUGUCACUAAACAUCCGAAAUUUGAUAAUUAUUAAUAUUUAGUUUAGUUUUUGUUUAUUUUAAUAAUGUUGAGUAUCAGUGGAAACAAUGUGAAAAAUAGUAACUUGCAAAGAAAAAUUUUUUAAAAAUUUAAUUAUAUCAAGUAUUAUAAAUAAUCCAGUUAUACUGGUUUGAUAAUAUCAAAAGAUGUGUGCAUCUAAACAUAGUUUUAGUUUGAAACUGGAAUGUUUGAUUGUGAUAGAAGUUAGCAUCAUGUUAUCUCGUUAUUCUGACUCACAGAGCUUGUAUGAAAUGUACUGAUAUUUCUAACUUGUGAUCUUUCGAAUAAAAAUGUUGGUUAGUA
Messenger RNA from Chelonus insularis, 1358 nucleotides. RefSeq names its product kielin/chordin-like protein. The transcript is spliced from 7 exons. The record is from RefSeq and is a predicted model, not a curated record. Bases 115 to 1050 code for a protein of 311 amino acids. Lineage: Eukaryota; Metazoa; Arthropoda; Insecta; Hymenoptera; Braconidae.